AUGCCGGCCGCAAACGGCUCGCACCACCACUCGAACUCGAAUUCAAGUCUGACCAUCUCCAACCGGUCGUUCUUGGAGGGGGCCACCAUCAAUGGCUCGCCGGGAGGAAACACCAGUGUCUCUGCUUCCUGGACGGUCGUGAACUCCAUCGCGUCCUCCGCGGCGGAGAGAGAUGCUCAACUGAAGGACCUAACUGACCAGCUCAACCAUGACAUAAUGGUCAAGGAGGGUGCAGAAGCGAUGUUGCAGGAACCGCUCACGGGUAGCCUCAGGACCGACGUCGAGCAAGAACUUGCCAUCGCCAAAGAACGUAUCGUCCGCUUGCAACGUACCAUUGACACAUACAAUGCGCGUGACCGCGACCGCAAGCGGACCAACGAUGCCCGACCGCGCCGCAAGUUCGCUGGUGCGCCGCUCAAUGAGACCGCGAACUGGGUCACGAACUGGAAGACGGACGGGACGGAACGAGCACCCUCGCACCACCACGCGACGUCACCCGCGCCGUCGCCGUCGACGUCCCCCUCGACGUCCACGCUCCCGAACCCGGCGACCGCGACGGAGGCGGAGCUCAGCCGCGCGCGGAUAGAGACCAUGAACAGGCUCAUCGGGAUCCUGCAGAAGAACAUGCGGGUGCGGUACGAGAUCGAGGUCGGGGAGGUGGUCGUCGCCCUCCUCCCAUGUCUCGCGGACAAGGCGACGAAGCAGGCGCGGGCGACCGCGUACCGCCUCAUCCGCCACUCGCUCGUGGACGCGCACUCGGUGCAGCGCAUCGGCGAGCAGAACCUGGACUGGUACAUCGUCAAAACGCUCUCCCGCGACAAUAAGCACUCGGUUGAGAAGGAGCAGGCCGUCAAGCUCAUCCGUGCCGUGGUUGAGAUCGGGUCGGAGCGAUACGCGCCGCACACCGCCGUCGGCUCGGGGACCGUCCCGCUCUCGGACGCGGUCAUGCGCGCCAUGAUCGCCGUCGCGGAGUCUCCGGACGACCCUUUCAAGUCGAUCUGCCUCCAGACGCUCACCGAAAUUCUGCUCAUCGACAUCGAGCUGAUGGCGCGAACCGGGGGCAUACGGUUGCUAUUGCAUGCGCUAGCGGAGGGUCCGCUGGACAUGGCCCCCCUGCUUACGUCGGCAUUCCUCCACAUCAUCGAUUCGCCCCAAACGAGAGCGUAUCUUGAACCCGGCAUGGAUAUCGAGAUCGCCUUUACAGGGAUUACCGACGCCUAUGGCAAAAGCAUAGAACACAUGGAACGGGUGAAGGGCUGUGCCCGCAUCUUCUCGUCUAUGCUUCGCUCUUGGAGCGGACUCAUGUACUGCUGCGUGAACGACAAAGCUGCGAUCCGAGCCGUCGUGGAUUGUUUGCGAAUACCUGCCCUUGAGACCCGAGAAGUUAUUCUCGAUACCUUCUUCCAUCUCCUCAACAUCAAACUACCCGAGUGGCAUCGAGCGUUCAUCGACGGUCGACGGCUUACAAUGUAUCGGAAGUCAAGACUGAGCGCUGAGAUACAACGGGCGGAGAUUCCCCAUCGGCCACCACACACUCUGAAGCUCACCGACCAGUACAUUGCCCUCCUCAUCCUGAUAUUCACCAAAGCCGGCUUGCUCGAUGCAUUAACGUCGAUGUUCGAGGAACCAGGGAUCGAACCCGCUUUGUCCCGAAAGGCCACAUUGCUCAUGGCAGAGGUUCUGCAAAAAGCCAAUCGCGUUUUGCCUCUAUCAGUAGCAGCGAAAAUCCAGUCUUUGCCUCGGAUCUUCAAUCUUGCAUCGGACUACAACGACAACGAACAUAGGAUUAUGGGUUCGUCGGCGUUAACCCUCAUCGAUAGUUUCAACCGGCAUCACUCGCGGUCGGAACCUACUGCCAAGGGCGACGCUUCUCGGCCAAGAGCGAACUCGGUGGAAGAGUCCAUCCGAAGAGGCCAGCGAGCGGUUGAGCAAGAUCGUAUGAAAGUCCGGAUCCAGGUGGACGACAGGACGUUCCAGGCAAACCUGCUCGAGACGCAAGUGAUGCUCACGAAGGACCACACGAAGUGGUCCUACGACACGCUGCUCGACCUGAUCGAGGGUCCCUUGCACAAUCCAAAACGGAUGGAAGAGGCCAUCAAGGUGCUCAAGUAUAUCCGGCGGCUCAUGUCGUUCUUCCACCCCUUCGCGCACCGGUAUAGCGACCUGUCGAGGAGCAAGUUCAACAUGCGGUGGACGCGAAUAGGCUGCUCCUUGCUCACUGCGCUCCUUGCGUGCCCGGACGGCGUGCGGUUCCUAGCAGAGGACGAGUUCCUGGGCCAGCUGGUGAAGAGCUUUGCACAGCUUGAUCCUCUCAACCCAACGCCUACCACCGAUCCGAUUUUCUCGAAGGAGCGGAUGGAGAAGACCCUCACUGGUGGCUACUUCGAGAUGGUCGGAGUUCUAAGUAGACGAAAAGAAGGCAUUGAGUUGCUGGAGAAAUUCCAGCUUUUCACGGCCUUCUACCAUCUCAGCGAGUUGCGCAGCAGAGAGGACCUCAUCACUGGCAUCGUCGAGAACCUCGACUACAGCAUUGACGGCCAUUCCCGGAUUGUCUUGUCGAAGACGCUGACAUCGAGCUACAAGCAUGUCCGCUUAUAUGCGACCAACCAUCUCGGAGGGCUCAUCCGCACAAGCCAGACCGCUAAUGCUUGGACAAUACGCCUCCUUCUGACUCAACUGUACGACCCCGCAGUCGAAGUACGAGAGCUCGCAGUGCGCUUCUUGGAAGAGGCAUGUGAAGCAACGGACGUCCUCCAGAUGGUAGUCGAGAUGCAGCCCACCCUAGACCACCUUGGAGAGAUCGGACACCCGCUGCUGCUCAAGUUCAUGUCGACCACCGUCGGUUUCAGGUUCCUCUAUGCGGCAAGCUAUAUUGAUCGGGAGAUGGAGCUUUGGUUCCAUGAACGUAACCUCCACUACGUAGUCCACAUCGAGGUCUUUCUUGCGAAGGCGUUCAACGAGAAUGGCGGAGACGAGGGUGAUGAGAUGCUCGCAUUUGAUGGCAUCGUUCCUCCGCAUUUCUACGGCGUCAUGGCCAAGACGGAACUCGGCUGCGAGGUUCUUCAAGAGAAAGGCCACUUCUCGGAAUUCGCGCAGUUCAUUCGUGCCCAUGGCCUCGAACAAAGCGAUCGUGAUAUUAUCAUGAAGUUGAAGAGCGUCCUUUGGGCUGUGGGCAACAUCGGGGCUGCGGAGGGAGGCCUGCCGUUCUUGGAAGAAGAAGAGAUCAUCCCACAUAUCCUGAACAUCGCAGAACAAUCUCUUGUGCUCUCUGUUCGAGGGACAUGCUUCUUCGUGCUCGGCCUGAUUUCGUCCACCCCGCAAGGCGCUGAGAUACUCGAUGAUUACAACUGGGAAGCCACGCUUUCUCCCCUUGGACUGCCGAGCGGCCUCUGCGUUCCCGUCGAUGUGGAACAGUUCGUUUCCAUUGAUCCUUGGAAAUGUAUAGCCAGCGAGACAGUGGACGACAGUCGGCUCAUCCCUCCUGAGAGCGAGGAAGAGAAUGAGCUCAUGACUGCCCUCUACAAUCUCGCGAACACCGUCAUCGCCAAUGCCGCGUCGCGGACGCUCACGAAGAUGAAGAGCAAGCCGGAGUACAGGCACAUCUUCAGCUCGCCACGCGUGUUCUAUCGGGCGCUCCACACGAUCUCAACGCAGAAGUAUCGCAUGCCGGUCCGGCGGUACAUCAUCGACCUGUUCAACAUCGAGCUCGACGCGGACGUCGUGCAGGAGCUGACGGAGAGUGCCAUGGCCCUCCGGAUGCCUCCUCCCGAGCGAGAGCCCCCAGCCCCCGCGAGCAACGGCGACGACCAGGACUCGGAGAACGGUGAGCCGGAGAGGGCACCGGAGGUUCCCGGGGUAGGGGAUGGCGCAACGGUGGAAGACGCGUCGACAGAGGAAGACUCGCCGCGGCCGCCCCCGCCUCCCAUCCCGAGGGCGGUGCAGAACGCGCGGGAGUCGGUGAUGCCGUUCCGGCAGCGGUCGGUGCGGCAGCCAGUGUCGGACUCGAGCGAGGAGGAAGAGUCGGACAUGGAAGAGGAGGUGGUGACGAAGAAGCGGCACCGGGCGCCGGUCAUGAGCUUGCGGCCCAAGAGUCGGAUCAUUGGUUUCAACUGA
Messenger RNA from Epithele typhae, 4113 nucleotides. Its product is annotated as Rapamycin-insensitive companion of mTOR, N-term-domain-containing protein. The record is from RefSeq and is a predicted model, not a curated record. Lineage: Eukaryota; Fungi; Basidiomycota; Agaricomycetes; Polyporales; Epitheliaceae. Gene Ontology annotation, cellular component: TORC2 complex. The coding region runs from base 1 to 4113 and encodes 1370 amino acids. The transcript has 26 exons. Gene Ontology annotation, biological process: TORC2 signaling.